AGAGAGAGAGAUGUACCGGUCGCUGACCGUGGUGCUGAAAGCGCUUCCCAACCUCUCCAUGCUUUUACGCACAGCCUCGGUCUGCGUUCUUAUGUUCAAAUAAACAUUUAUUGUAGACAUGGGUCUUUGAUAAGGUGCUGGUUACGAUUUUACUUCAUCACAAGUAAAUUAGUAUGAUUGAAAUUAUUUUAGUGGAGUUAUUUUACAGUAUAGCUGUUCAACAGCACUAGACUAUUUUGAAUGGCCAACCGUUGUAAAACUUGAUGGAGCUCACCAGUGUAAUUCCAUCGUUUAGACUCAGAGGGACGCUGUUGGUCAAGAUUUCUUUGCUGAUGAUCUCACACAACCCUGUCACGCAUUGUACCUCCCCCACCAGUCUUGUAUAACCGAAGUGCAAGAAGGACGUGGACGACGCAGUGUUCACCAAACACUGUAUUGUGUUUGAGAUUAUCAGGAGAUAGAUACGUGUAACUUUCCAUUCCUCAACUGCAAGUAUGGAUAAUCACCGAUUCUUGUGGAUUGCACCGUCGUGGAUUGUGGCAUUUUCUGCCAAAAGAAUAGCGUGGCACAUCCUUUUGUUCUUGUCGGCCAUCGCACCGAGAGCAGCGUACGGCCAAGUCAGCUACUCCAUCGCAGAGGAAAUGGCUAAAGGCUCCUUUGUUGGUAAUAUAGCACAGGAUUUGGGACUGGACUUGAAAAGACUGAAAUCAGGUAAAGCUCGAAUUUAUACAACUGAUAGUACAGAAUACAUCGAGCUGAACAGAGAAAGGGGAGUACUCGUCAUCAAAGAGAGGAUAGACAGAGAGUCAUUGUGCGGGCAGACAACGCCUUGCGCACUACACUUUCAAAUUAUUCUGGAAAAUCCGAUGGAACUGUACAGGGUUACUGUAGAGAUUGUCGAUGUAAAUGACAACGCGCCUACUUUUAAAAAUAAUGAGAAGCGUUUUGAAAUAAGCGAGUCCGCUGUGAUAGGAUCCAAAUUCGUGUUAGAGAAAGCGAUGGAUUUAGAUAUAGGUACAAAUGGACUUCAGAGUUACACAUUAAACCCGACAGAUAAUUUUGUGUUGAAACUACACAACCAAGCUGACGGGAGUAAAAAGGUGGAGAUGCUUUUACAGAAACCGCUAGAUCGAGAGAAGGAGGAAAACAUGGCGCUCCUUCUGACUGCUAUGGAUGGCGGUGAUCCCCUUAUGUCAGGGACAGUGCAAAUAUCCAUUACCGUGUUAGAUAUUAACGACAACGCCCCUGUAUUUUCCAAGUCUGUCUAUAAAAGCAUAAUAGCUGAAAAUUCUCCCAAGGGAACAUUAGUCACUUCAGUUAGUGCGUCAGAUGCAGAUAAGGGAGGCAAUGGGGAAGUGAGUUACUUAAUUUCAAACACACUCGACGGUGUAUCUGAGUUGUUUCAUAUAAAGGAAAAUGGCGACGUUAUUUUAGAGGGCAAGAUUGACUACGAAGCAGCCAAGUUUUAUCAGAUUGAUAUAGAGGCCGUUGAUAAUGGUGGCUUGUCAGACUCAAGCAGACUAAUCGUAGAUGUGACAGACGUAAAUGAUAACAGCCCUGUUAUUAACGUUGUAUCAAAAUCGACCUCAAUAAACGAGGACUCUGCUACAAACACAAUUGUAGCUAUGAUUAGUGUGGAUGAUCCCGACUCGGACACAAAUGGUCAGGUGCACUGUGGAAUAAAUGACAACAUUCCAUUCACUAUCAAGUCAACAUCGAAUGGCUUUUACAGUAUAGUUACUGACAGCGCACUCGACAGGGAAACAGACUCAGAGUAUAAUAUUACCCUUAUGUGUUCCGAUGAAGGAGUCCCAUCGCUGUCCAGUAACAUCACUCUCAAGUUACAGAUUACAGAUGUUAAUGACAACGCGCCUUUGUUUCAAAAGAGCUCGUAUGAAGCAUCUAUUGUUGAAAACAACUCCCCAGGCCUCUCUGUAUUUGCCGUCAGGGCUGUCGAUGCCGACUGGAAGCAGAAUGCCCGCGUUUCCUAUAUACUGGAUGAGAGUGUGAUUAAUGGAGUGGCCAUCUCUUCUUAUGUGUCAGUUAAUGCUGAGAGUGGGGUCAUACACGCAGUGCGCUCUUUUGAUUACGAACAGAUAAAAGACUUUCAGUUCCGGGUCAGGGCCCAAGAUGGAGGCUCUCCACCAUUAAGCAGUAAUGUUAGUGUUAAAAUAAUCAUACAAGACCAAAAUGACAACGUACCGCAGAUUCUGUAUCCUGUACAGACAAGCAGCUCUGCAGUGGCUGAAAUUGUGCCUCGUUCAGCAGAUAUAGGCUAUCUGGUCACUAAAGUGGUGGCUGUAGAUGUGGACUCUGGUCAGAAUGCCUGGCUCUCUUAUAAACUACAGAAAGCGACAGACAGGGCUCUGUUUGAAGUGGGCGCACAGAAUGGAGAAAUAAGAACCAUCAGACAGGUGACUGAUAAAGAUGCUGUGAAGCAAAAGCUGACUGUUGUAGUGGAGGACAACGGACAGCCCUCUCGCUCUGCUACUGUGAAUGUCAACGUGGCUUUAGCUGACAGCUUUCCAGAAAUGCUCUCUGAGUUCACCGAAUUUACGCACGACAAGGAGUACAAUGACAACCUGACUUUUUAUCUUGUCUUGGCCUUAGCAGUAGUUUCAUUUCUCUUCAUCGUGUCCAUCAUCGCCAUUCUGUCAGUGAAGUGCUACAGAUGGAGACGCGAGAGGAUGUUUUACAAAUCAAAUGGACAGCUCCCGGUUAUCCCAUAUUACCCGCCACUUUACGCAGACGUUGGGGGCACGGGUACUUUGCAGCACGUGUACAACUAUGAACAUUACAGAACAACAGACUCCAGGAAGAGUGAUAUGAAGUAUGUCAGACCUUGCAAUCAAAGCAUCCUCAGUCUGGAUAACACUGACAUACAGACACUUCCGCACGCGCACAGCGAGAAACUGAUAGACGAUUCUGGGGAUCAGGUGAGAAGUUUAUAUUAUUUUUCACCAUUCCGUGUCACUAAAAUGUAACCAUUUGUAUUUUGCUAUGUAAAACAAAUCGUGUUUAUUAUAAUAUGUCACACUACACAGCAAUUACAUCACCACCACACUAAUAUUCAGCUUGCACAUCCUAUCUUUAAUCUGCUAUGCGAUUCAAGGUUUUCCCCCGCAGACGUAACGCUUUGAAUAUGGCAUGUUACUUCGUUUCAUAAUUUGUUUGCAUGGAUAUGAUUGGCGGCUUUUGUUACCAUUCACUCUGAUCUUCAGUUAUUUAUGUAUUCACUUUAAGUGGAAUUGUGUGUGGGCUUGAAUAAGUAUUGGAAGCAUGUUUUGCGUAAGUUCCGUCUUCGUUUCACUUGGUAAACACAUGGACUUGCAGAGGUGCAGUUCAUCUCAUUCAACUCAAAGGGACGCUGUUGGCCAGCAGUUUGUGAGUGUAGCCCGUCGUUAUAAUGCAUCCUCCCUUUUUCAUCUCCUC
Molecule: messenger RNA, 3432 nt
Organism: Engraulis encrasicolus (European anchovy)
Lineage: Eukaryota; Metazoa; Chordata; Actinopteri; Clupeiformes; Engraulidae
Product: protocadherin beta-16-like
Exons: 1
Coding region: 495-2984 (829 amino acids)
Biological process (GO): homophilic cell-cell adhesion
Cellular component (GO): plasma membrane
Molecular function (GO): calcium ion binding
Source: RefSeq, a predicted model, not a curated record